This is a messenger RNA of Aspergillus homomorphus CBS 101889, 1369 nucleotides long. RefSeq lists its product as uncharacterized. Gene Ontology annotation, cellular component: core mediator complex; mediator complex. The transcript has a single exon. Gene Ontology annotation, molecular function: transcription coregulator activity. Gene Ontology annotation, biological process: regulation of transcription by RNA polymerase II. The coding region runs from base 139 to 1224 and encodes 361 amino acids. The record is from RefSeq and is a predicted model, not a curated record. Lineage: Eukaryota; Fungi; Ascomycota; Eurotiomycetes; Eurotiales; Aspergillaceae.
AAUUGAACCCACCUCAACCUUUCAACCUCACACUCCCAAACCAAAAAGCCACAUGUCUCAACUCUAAACACUACGGCCAUUAAAACCGCUACCACCACCACAACAACCCCCGAUUCCUCACCUACCACGCAGAAGAAAAUGGACACAACGAUCCAAACCAGCCUCCGCACGCUUGAAUCCGCGCUCAACGCCCUCCUCACAACCCUAACCACCUCACCGACCGCGUCGGGCGCCCCCACCGCAGCACUGAACCUCCUCGCAGCCGACGACACCCUCACCUCCUCGAUCGACCUGCUCCGCGUCCACCAAGCCAACUACGCGCGCCUGCUGCACCUGCGCGCCGAGGCGCAAUCCCUCGAAGAGAAAGUCCGGGGCAUCGUGCGCGAGGUCGUAGACUACGAAGAGCAGGCGCGGGGUGUGUGCGGUGACUCGGAUAGUGAUUCGGAUAGUGAUUCAGAUUCUGACUCGGAGGAGGAUUCGGAGGAAGACGAGGAGGAGGAUGAGAUUGCGCUUGUGGGCGCGGGCGAUGGGGAUAUGGAGAUGCGGGAUGCGGAGCGAAAGAAGAAGAAGGAGCUGCGCGGCGUGAAGGAGGUCGACUAUAAGCUUUUGCUGGAUUUUGCGCGCCGUAUCAGCAAGUAUAACCAUCAGGCGGCCGCGGAUGCCGCUGCUGGUGUUGAGGAGAGGUUGGCGAGACGGCAUGAGGCGGCUCAGGAUGCGGAGAUGGGGGGGAUGGGGGCUACAACGACCCAGGGUACUGCUGGGGGCUCAGGGACAGGCGGGACGAAUGGCGAUACGAAUGCCGAGCCCGUCGCCGAAGUGACGAAGGGGGCUACGUCGUGGUUGGAUGAGAGUGCGAAUUUGGCGAGGCAGGUGUAUAUGUUGCCUUACCCGAUGGAGGAUCGGAUUCGCAUGGGCUUGAUGGGGCAGAUUCAGCUGGCGGCUGCCGAGGGUAGGCCGGGUUUCGAGGUCGAUCGCGAGGUCGAGAGGUUGAUUCGCGAGGCGGAGGGCUGGGGCGUUGCGAGCCCUGUGCCUGCGCCGGCUGGGGAUGUCGGGGAGCAGGUCAGACAUGCGGGUGAGGCGGCCAGGGCGGCGGCGUUGGCUGGGUCGACUGCCGCGAGUGGUGGUAGUGGUUCUGCUAGGCCGGUUGCUGCGCCGCCGCAGCCGUCGAAGCCAAAGGCUACCUUGGAUUUGGAUCUGUAUGAUCCCGAUGAGGAUGAUGAGUGAUGUAGACUUGAAGACUUGAUUGAGGGUGACAGCUGGUCUGUCAUGAUGAUUUACACGAAAUGCAAUCUAAUACCCGGCAUGUCUAGUCCUGCAAUCUAUCAUGCAUGGACGACUCCGCCGUCUACUUCCUGCAUCGGUUUUCAUA